Nycticebus coucang (slow loris) is the source of this 1377-nucleotide messenger RNA. It is a transcript of the gene CNBD1, whose product is annotated as cyclic nucleotide binding domain containing 1. The transcript has 12 exons. The record is from RefSeq and is a predicted model, not a curated record. Lineage: Eukaryota; Metazoa; Chordata; Mammalia; Primates; Lorisidae. The coding region runs from base 1 to 1377 and encodes 458 amino acids.
AUGUCUACAAAUUCUCUUCCAGCAGCUAUUUUGUCUCAUAUGAUAGCUAUUAACAAUGUGCCUCUUCCUCUACCUCGCAACAUACCAAACUUGAAAAUGUCCAAGAACAUUGAUUACAAUCAUUUGAAUGCAUUAUGCCAUAUGAGAGGACUACAACACAGCCAGUCUACAUCCAGCGUCUUAUCGGUUCACAAUACAUUUAUGAAGCAAUAUCCUAAAAUAUUUCUGCAUAAUAAAAUCAGACUUCCUAAACUUUCCAAACACGAGGAAAAAAGAAAACCUAGUGAAAGCAGAAGAAAAAGUUCACGCCAACCACCUGAUGUUUCUCAUAAUAUAGCUGACCAUGUUAAAAAAGCACAUGCUGGCCUCAUUUUAUAUGGACGAAGAAAAUCCACAGACCACUCGGUAGAGCUCCUAACUAUCUUAAAAAAAUUGCCUAUUCACAGGACACCACAUGAACACAAAACUGUAUGGAAGAUUCUGAAAACAGUUCCAGAUUUAGCUUGUCAGCUUAGCGAUGAGCAUCUGAAAACACUUAGUAAACGUGUCAUUUCUGAAACCUGGGUGAAAGGCUGUACAGUGGUUGGAAAUGAUGGAUUUUAUAUAAUACUAAAAGGCCUAGCUCGACCUAAAAGAAAGGCAUUCAGAAGUUGGAGUGAAGACAGUGAUUCAAAAGGCUCUUCCAUACCUCAUAGUCGUCAUAGCUAUAUUUUGAAUGAAGAACACUCAAGCUUUAUAUUUACUACAAUGAACCUGUAUUCACAUGACUCAAUGCUUAAAAAAUGGAGCACCUUUGGAUCCCUGGAAAUGACACCUGAAACACAGCCAUUCUCAGUGGUGAUAGUAGAUGAUUGUGAAAUUCUUAAAAUCCCUGCACAGGAAUAUGCAAAAUUAAAAUUGGAAAAAAUAAAACUUGAAAAUGCACAAAAGUCGAGGUUAAUCCGUAAGUGUCCCUAUUAUUCGGGAUGGCCUACUUUAGCCAUAUAUGAGCUGACUGAUCUUAUUAAAUGGAAAAAAUUUCCUCCCGGUCAUGUGAUAGCAGAAAGUGGAAAUAUACUUUCUUUUGUGGGUUAUAUUCAUUCUGGAUAUUGUAAAAUUUACAGAAGUAUUAUAGCACUUGUGAAACUACAGUCAAAUAGAGCGAAAAAAUGUGAAAAACUUGUUUACAUGGGUAAACUUAAAGCAAAAGAGUCCUUUGGUGAGAUAAGUGUUCUUCUUCAAGUUCCUUUCACAUGCACAGUCAUAACUGGAAAAGAGGUUGAAAUGGCAAUCAUUGAAGAUAAGGAUCUAUUUGAAUUAGACCCGGUGACCAUACAACUUAUGAUCCAAACAGCUAAACCAACUUUCGGCCAUCUGACAGAUUUACCUUCCUCCUAA